Molecule: messenger RNA, 1642 nt
Organism: Linum tenue
Lineage: Eukaryota; Viridiplantae; Streptophyta; Magnoliopsida; Malpighiales; Linaceae
Source: the annotation of a GenBank genome assembly
AUAAACAAGAUUUUCGACAAGCUGCGCAUAGAAGCUUUUUUUUUUCCCCAUUGGUAUUUCUUCUGUUCGCACGGCGGCGUGAGGGGAGAGUUGUGACUCAGAGAUGUCGAAGAAGCUGCUGCAGCCGAUAGGGCAGAAGAGGCUGACGAACGUGGCGGUGGUUCGUUUGAAGAAGCACGGGAAUCGUUUUGAGAUUGCUUGCUACCCGAACAAGGUCCUUUCAUGGCGGUCUGGCGUCGAGAAAGAUUUGGAUGAAGUAUUGCAGUCGCAGACGGUUUAUUCUAACGUUUCCAAGGGAGUUCUGGCCAAGUCCAAAGAAUUGAUCGCUGCGUUUGGGACGGAUGACCAGUCCAAAAUCUGUCUGGAGAUUCUGAACAAAGGAGAGCUUCAAGUUGCAGGGAAGGAGAGGGAAUCACAAUUGUCUAGUCAGUUUCGGGACAUUGCAACGAUUGUGAUGCAGAAGACUAUAAAUCCCGAAACUCAGCGACCUUACACUAUCAGUAUGAUUGAGCGAUUGAUGCAUGAAAUCCACUUUGCCGUCGAUCCACAUAGCAGUUCGAAGAAGCAGGCACUGGAAGUUAUUCGUGAGCUUCAAAAGCAAUUCCCCAUCAAAAGAGCGCCAAUGAGAAUACGCCUUACCGUUCCUGAAAACACUUCUUCUUCACUUGUUGAAAAGCUGAAUGCCUGGGAAGCUACCAUCACCGCUAGGGAUACUUCUGGAAGUCAGCUGUCUUUUGUAAGUCUCUCUAUAUGGUGAACUGUUGAUCAGUUAUACUCAUUCCGCACCUACUAAGCUUUCAGUUAUGCCUACCUCUUAAGGGGAAGCGUCACAGUUUUAUUGGGUUUGCUUCUCUGUCCUCUCCUAUAACCCUCAAAUUAAGAGACAAGAAUGAGCACAUUUAUUUAAUUUAUGUCAUUGUUUGUCACUUAGGUUCUAUGGGCUACUGAUAUUUGCUGCAUGUGGGAUCCAUUUUUUCGUUAUUGACUUCGCUACAAUGGUAUUUUCUUGGAGAUGGUUAUGUGAUUUUCUCUCUUUUCAUCAAAUAUGGCCCAGGUCUGUGAAAUCGAGCCAGGUUUCUUCCGAGACUGUGACAUCUUGGUCAGGAAUCUUCAAGGCAGAAUGGAGAUUCUGGCGGUGUCCGUUCAUUUCGAGGGGGACACACAUGUGGACGACAUUGCCGACCAUGUAGACCUGCAACCAUCCCUCCCCACUAAGGACUCUACCGACCCCAUUGCUCAACUCUCUGAAAAAGUUCAGAAACAGACCAUCUCCUCCACAGCACCCAAGAAAGUCGCGGUCGAGCCAAAGCAGAACCAGUGCAGCACAUGCAAUGCAGUUGUUGGGGAUGCUAAGGAGUACAGGGAACACUUCAAGAGCGACUGGCACAAGCAUAACUUGAAGCGGAAGACACGUAAUCUGCCGCCUCUCACAGCGGACGAGUGCUCUGCUGCUGAUGUGGACUUGGGCGACUCUAGAGCUGAUUUGAAAGAUUACUCGUUUUGAAUUUGUAUUAGUCGGGAAGUAUGUGUUCCUUUUUGUAAUCCGAGAGGCAACUUCCGUACUUCGUAUAUGAUAGGAGUGAGCAAGUACAGUCUCAUGUGUAUUAGCCAUACCUAUUAAGUAUUAUGUCUGUUACCACUG